AUGCAGUCUCAAAUUGAAAGUGAACAUUUAGCAUUACGUACAAAUCUUAUUUCAGUUGAUCGACCAGAUUCAUCACAGGUAGAACAUCUUGUUGAUCUUCAUGUUUAUAUAAUACCAAAAAAUAUUUGGAAAAAUCGUCAAAAUUUAGCAGAAAAUGAAACAAUGGAACAAGCUAUAUCAGCUGGUUUUGUUCAUGUACCACAAAAUUUAACUAUACAUGAACUUCGUCAAAUUAUUUUUAAAAUUUGUGGUCAAGAUGAUCAAUUUCCUAAAGAUUUUAUUUAUCUACGAAGUGUUGGUCGAUGUUUAACUAAAGUAAAACCUCAACAAGAAACAGAUCUACGAGUGAAAAAUUAUCGACCACCGAUGACAUUUGCACCGGAAAUUUAUAUUCUAGAAGGACACCAUGAUGAUGAAUCCUCAACACCAACCAAUACAAAAGCUUAUAUUUUUCGUGAAUCACCUAUUCAUCGAUCAUUAAUGACUCCAUCACAGUUGACUACAAAUCGUCAACAAAGUUGGGUCAGACCAAAUGCUGUUCCAUCGUUACAGUCAUCAACAGCAACAUAUCGAUCAUUGGUUCAUUCUAGUGAACGAAAAAAUUCAACAAAUCUUAAUGGACCUGCUAUUUCUUCAUAUUCAAAAGAGUUAGCAAAAUUAAGAGAAGAACAAGAACGUCUUCGUUUACGUCAAAUUGAAUUAGCUCGACAACGACGUGAAAUUGAACUAGAACAACAAAGACGUGAAAAAGAAUUACGUGAAAAACAAGAAAAUUUAUCUCGAGAACAACGACAAAAAGAAGAAAAAGAAGCAGCUAUUCGAAUUCAAGGAGCUUAUCGAAAUUAUCGAAAUCGACGUAAAUUAAAAGAAAAACAACUACGACAACAUGCUGCCAAUGAACUUGAACGUUUACAAAAAGAGGCACGGGAAUUAACUCGUCGUAAAGCUGAAGAAGAGCAUGUAGAAGAACUCAAUGCUCAUGAUGUUGUGAAACUUUCAGAUCAUCUUCAAGAACUAAAAACAAAACGUACUGCAUUAGAAGCAGCUCGUGAAACAAUUAUUCGUCAAAUGCAACAGUUACAUGCUCAAAUUGCUGUUCGUCGAAAAGAAGAAAGAGAUUUAUGGAAACAAAGAUAUCUUAUUGAAAAGAAAAAAACAGCUGCACUUGAAGAACGAGGUCGAAUGACAUUGAAUGAACAAUCAGAUAUAAAUACUGAAAUUGAACAAGCUAAAAUUCGUUUGAAUAAUAGCACAAAACUUCGACAGCAAGCUGAAAAUGAAUGUCAUCUUUUAAGAGAAGAAUUACAACAAAUUCGUACAAAUAUGAAUAAUUUAGAAAACCAACCAUUAUCAAAACAACCAUCUCCUGUACAACAAAAACAACAAACUAUACCAAUUUCUCUUGACAUCACAUUGCAAUAUUAA
This is a messenger RNA of Rotaria sp. Silwood2, 1425 nucleotides long. NCBI's taxonomy places the organism in Eukaryota, Metazoa, Rotifera, Eurotatoria, Philodinida, Philodinidae. The record is from the annotation of a GenBank genome assembly.